Sceloporus undulatus (fence lizard) is the source of this 5337-nucleotide messenger RNA. RefSeq names its product pleckstrin homology like domain family B member 1 (gene PHLDB1). Gene Ontology annotation, biological process: regulation of microtubule cytoskeleton organization. Gene Ontology annotation, cellular component: basal cortex. The record is from RefSeq and is a predicted model, not a curated record. Gene Ontology annotation, molecular function: protein binding. The coding region runs from base 307 to 4572 and encodes 1421 amino acids. NCBI's taxonomy places the organism in Eukaryota, Metazoa, Chordata, Lepidosauria, Squamata, Phrynosomatidae. The transcript is spliced from 24 exons.
CCCACCAGCAGCAGGGAAGCUGCGGAGGGAGGCUGGGCUCGAGAGCCCCAAGGGCUGGCAGCUGCCCUCCGCCUCCUGCCGGAGGGGCUUGGGCUUGGAUGGAAGAGCCCUUGCGGGGCAGCAGGCGAGGCUGCUGGGGCUGCAGCGGGGCGCGGGAGCCUCUGGCGGCGGGGGCCAAGGGCCAGGAGGCAGAGGAGGAGGGCCAGGCAGCCGGAGCCCUGCCUCUCCGCCUGGGUCUGGUCUUCUUCCCCGAGAGCAGCGGCCGGGAAGAGCCCCAGGAGAAGGGGAAGGAGGAGGCGGACAGCCAUGGAGAGCUGCAACCGCAAGGUGGGCGCCCCCCCCUACUCUGUGCUGAGCCCCAUUCAGAAUAGCCUCCUGGACCUGACAGAGACGGGCAAAGGGCUGAAGGUGCAGACGGAGAAGCCCCACCUGGUCAGCCUGGGCAGCGGCCGCCUCAGCACCGCCAUCACGCUCCUGCCUCUUGAGGAGGGCAAAACGGUGCUGGGCUCAACCACGGGUGACAUUGUGCUGCAAGGGCCUGGCAUGGCCCCCCAGCACUGCUUCAUUGAGAACGUGCAUGGAACCCUCACUCUCCACCCCUGUGGCAACCCAUGCUCCAUCGACGGCUUGGCAGUCACUCGUCCCACACGCCUUUCUCAAGGGUGCAUGAUCUGCCUGGGCCAGUCAACCUUCCUUCGGUUUAAUCACCCGGCGGAGGCAAAGUGGAUGAAAAGCAUGAUUCCGGUUGGGGGGCGAAGCCUUGCAGCCCCUUAUGGGCUCAUAGCAGAGUCGCAGAGGCUGGUGAACGGCAACCCAGAAAUGGGGAAGGGCCCCCGGGGGCCGAGCCACAGCGCUCUGGUCAGCUCCAUCGAACGCGACUUGCAAGAUAUCAUGGACUCCCUGGUGCUGGAGGAGGAGGAAGGCAGCCCCUCUACACAUCCCCCGGCCCUCAGCACCACUGUCCUCUCACCCGACACCUCCGUGGUCAAUGGCCGGGGCGUCCGCUACCUGCUCUCCCCGCCCCAGAGCCCCAGCGCCAUGUCCAUGGGUUCCAGCUAUGAAAACACCUCGCCCCCCUUCUCACCCCUCUCCUCUCCUGCCAGCAGCAACAGCUGUGCCAGCCACUCGCCUGACAGCCAGGAUCAGGGCCCUGCCGCCCCACCAGUGGUGCCUGUCCGCUCCUCCAGUUAUAACCACAUCAUGCUAAUGCCCCACGGCGGGCCCGGAGUGGACCUCUCUGGCAGUGUUGGUGUCACAAGCCCAUCCAGAGGAUCCGGCAGCCCUAGGACAGCACAGAGAGCCAAGCAGGAGCACCCCCAGAGCCCCUCGCCCAGCCGCAGAGGCCGGCGUUUGAUGGAAGCCUCCCACGCUGCCCAGCACGACACCCAACCUCCUGUGCCGCUCUUUGGACUGAGUGAGAGUCUGCCAGAGGGUGGCCCCAGGGUGCAGCCCCCGAGCAGCCCCCUCUUGGCCCCCAAGUUCCAGGCCCCACGGAUCAAGACUGCCACCCUGCAGGAGAGGCCUCCCAGCCCCUUCCGGGACGUGCCGGCCAGCCCUUCCCGACACAGCCCAGGGAAGCCCUUCCAGGCUGCAGAGACGGGAGUCCAGUCGGUCCGGGUGCUUCACCCCCCCAAGAGUCCCCGGCUCAGCAGGCGCUCCCUAGAGAACAGGCGGGAACUGCCCCCAGUCAGCCCGGCCCUCUCCCGCCGAGCCGCCUCACCCACCGCCAGCACCCACAGCAGCCCCUCCAUGGCCACCAGAGUCAGCGAUGGCCCCGGAGGCUGGCGGAGGGAGGCCCUGGAGGACUUCUCGGCAGCCUCCUUGGGGGGCCUGCAAGGCCGCAGCCCCUCACCCACCCUGCUACUUAUGGGAGAUCCUGCCCAGCAGAAAGGUGGCCAUCAUCACAGAUCUGGCCUGAACCCAGCGGCCAGCCUGGGCUCCCUGGCCCUGCCCUCUUCUUCCUCGCCACGCCAGAGCCCUCGCCUGCGCCGCAAGUUGUCUGGGGAUGCCCAGCUGCUGGGAAUGAUGCCCAUGCAGGAGCGCAAACAGAGCAUCACCGACCUGAGCGGCAACGAGGGAAACCUGCUGGAGUACCACCGGUGGCAGCGCCAGGAGAGACUGCGGGAGCAGGAGAUGGAGCGCCUGGAGCGCCAGCGCCUGGAGACCAUCCUCAGCCUGUGUGCCGAAUACACGCGCAGCGAUGGCGAUCCAAGCCAGGAGCGCUGCCCCUUCCCCAGCGGAGCUGAGAUGCCCACCCUUCCAGGGAGGAGACCCUGCAAGGGCUCCCUCAGCAUUGUGCAACCCGAGGAGGAUCCUGUGGGAUCCCUGGUCCCUCAAAGAGAGAGGGAGGGUCUGGAGCGCUCCGAUGAGGACAACCUGAAAGAGGAGGAGAGCAGCAGCACCGAGAGUGCCUGCCACGAGCAUGAAGAUCCAAACAGCACCAAGGGCAGUCAGGAGACAGCCCUGCUGGAGGAGGGGCGUGCACGGAUCUUGACCACCAUCGACCAGCUCAAAAGCCGGGCCAAAGAGCUGGAGCAACAGCUUCAGGAGACAGCCCGAGAGGCGGAAAUGGAGAGGGCCCUCUUGCAGGGGGAGCUUGAGGCUGAGCUAAUCCAGUUGCACCAGGAGCAGAAGGCAAUGCAGCACCUGCAGGAGCAGCUCUCUGGCCUGGACGCCACCAUCCGCCGGGACCAGGACAAGGAGAGGGCAAAGGUUGAUGCUGAAAGGAAGGAGCUGGAUAGGCUGCGGGCGCUCUGCUCUGAGCUCAGGACCCAGCUUGAUAACUGCCCUGAGUCCAUGAGGGAGCAGCUGCAGGACCAGGUGCAAAGGGAAGCGGAGGCUCUGGAGACGGAGACUAAGCUCUUUGAGGACCUGGAGUUCCAGCAGCUGGAGAGGGAGAGCAGGCUGGAGGAGGAGCGCGAGGUGCUCAGCCAGCAGCUACUUCAUAGCACUGCAGAGAGCCACUGCAGCCUGGCCCGGAGGAAGGAGCGUGUGGCGGCACUGGAGGUCCAGGCCAACCAAAUCCGGCUGCAGGCUGUGCAGGAGGCUGAGCGGCUGGGCAAGGAGAAGAGUGCCACUUUGCAGAUGCUGCAAAAGGAGAAGGAAGCCCUCCUUGCGUUGGAGAGGCAGUACCACGUGCUGACCGGAGGCUUCGGCUUCCCCAAGGCCUCCACAGCCCUCCGAGAGGAGGCGCUUGCUUUCUGUGAGCUGGAGGAGGAGGGGGCUGACUUUGCAAGCCCCCCUCGUGCAGCCAUUCCUUCUGCCCAGCGCUGCCCAGUGAUGCUGAAGGUCUAUCAUCGCUCCAAGGUAGAUGGUGCCACCCCUGGCAGCCUGGCAUGGUCCAAAGGGGGCAUGUCCUCUUCUUCCCAGCUCAGCAUCGCCACCCUUGGACGCAGCCCCUCACCCAAGAACACCCUGACCCCCCAGAACAGCGGCACCGGCAGCCUCCCUCGAAACCUGGCCAGCACCCUCCAGGACAUUGACAGCAAGCGCCAGCUGGCCCUCCAGCAGAAGGGGCAGCAGGUGAUAGAGGAGCAGCGGCGGCGGCUGGCUGACCUGAAGCAGAAGGCAGCAGCCGAGGCACAGUCCCAGUGGGAAGCCCUGCACGGGGGAGGGGCGCCCCUCUUCCCCCCCACAUAUUCCCCCCUCAUACACCACUCCAUCCUCCAUCAUCCCCAUCGCUCUCCACGGGGGCUGGCCCUGCCUCCCGACGAUCCCAAGCACCCCUACGACACCCUCAGCCUGGAAAGCUCUGACAGCCUCGAGACCAACUUCUCCAACAGCGGCAACUCCGCCUGCUCCCCAGACAAUGCCUCCAGUGCCAGUGGGGCCGACACAGGGAAGAUCGAGGAGAUGGAGAAGAUGCUGAAAGAGGCCCAUGCGGAAAAGUCACGCCUGAUGGAGUCACGAGACCAGGAGAUAGAGCAGAGGCGCCAAGCCCUGGAAGAUGAGCGGCGGAGGCGGGAGCACCUGGAGCGACGGCUGCAGGAUGAAACUGCCCAGCGGCAAAAGCUCAUUGAGAAGGAGGUCAAGAUGCGAGAGAAGCAGUUUGCCCAGGCACGGCCUCUGACCCGCUACUUGCCCAUCCGCAAAGAGGACUUUGACCUCCGCCUGCAUAUUGAAUCUUCGGGCCACAGUGUGGACACAUGCAGCCACGUCAUCCUCUCCGAGAAGAUGUGCAAGGGCUACCUGGUCAAGAUGGGGGGCAAGAUCAAGUCAUGGAAGAAGCGCUGGUUUGUCUUUGAUCGCAUGCACCGUACCCUCUCCUACUAUGCGGACAAGCAUGAGACCAAGCUCAAGGGCCUCAUCUAUUUCCAGGCCAUUGAGGAGGUUUAUUAUGACCAUCUCCGGAGUGCGGCCAAGAAGAGGUUCUUCUCUCUCAGCCUGGCCAGUCACCUAGCAGACUUUCUCCCUGCUCCCUUCAGUGGAGAGAGCCCGAACCCAGCUCUGACGUUCUGCGUCAAGACCCAUGACCGCCUCUACUACAUGGUGGCUCCCUCUGCCGAGGCCAUGCGCAUCUGGAUGGACGUUAUCGUCACGGGUGCUGAGGGCUACACACAGUUCCUGAACUGAUGGCUGGAAGAUCCCAAGAGGAGGAGGAAUGACCAGGGGGCGGUCUGCACCCGCAUGGCUUUGGUCUCCUCUCGGUCAGAAUGAUGCCUCUGCUUCUCCAUGAGGCUGAUCUGGAACUGCUGGGAGCUGCAGGGCGCCGGGAGGCUGCUUUCCUCGGUAAAUAUGGUGCCUGCCUCCCCCCUCUCUGCCCCAGACUGCAACAGGGCAGCCACGUUUGCCCAUUAAACAGCCAAGAACUCCACUCCAGCUGCUCAGUUGAGCCCAGGAUUAGCCCUACUCCAUGUAUAUGGGGAGGUUUUCCUCCCUCCCUCCCUCCCUCCCUCCCUUGCAAUUGAUAGCAAGUGGGCUGGACAGAGGAAGAGAGAGAGAAGUGGCAGAAGUGCCAUGCUGCAAGACUGGAAGACAAAAGGUGGGUGGUGUUUCAGCUCUGCCCUGUCCUCCAUCACUACCACUACUACCACCACCAUGUGCCUUGGGGGGCUGGGGUCCCAUUCUCUUCCUGGUCAGCAUUGGAGGGCAUUGCUAGGGACCCUCCUUCCAGCGAGCAGCCCGUCCCUGCCUUGGGAUGGUUGCCAUAUUCAGUUACUUUGGAAGAGGCACAAGUUUUGCCCAGAAGUACCGUUUUAGACACCCAGGUUUGAAAAACAGGAACACCAGCACCCAGAAUUGCUCUCUCUUAUGGCUUAGGCCAGUGGUGCUUCCUAUUACUUGGAAUGUGGGGGGGGGGGGCAGAGAAUGGGAAAUAAUAAAGCUUUUUAUCUACAA